AUGGAGGAGGAGGAGGAUCGCGAUCGCGAUCGCCACUCCAUCUCGCGACUCGUCUCCCCCUUCGAGCUCAUCCGCAACUGCGACCUCCCUCCCCCGCAGAAGCUCUUCCCCGGCAUCGACGAUCCGGCGGCGUUGCCGGCGCUCGUGGGGCUCGGGGACGAGAAGCGGCGCCUCCGAUCUUACCCCGCGGCGGGCGGCGGCGGCGGCGGCGGGGAGGUGGAGCUGCUCAGGGCGCUGCGGCUGUCGCAGACGCGGGCGAGGGAGGCGGAGAAGCGGGGCGCGGCGGCGGCGGCCGAGCGGGACGCGGUCGCGCGGGCCUUGAUCGGGGAGGCCGCGAGGUCGUCGGCGUACCGGCGGUGGGUGCGGGUGCUCGAGCUCGAGGUGGCGGCGCUGAAGUCGAAGACGAGACGGCGGCCGGACGGUGAGCUCCUCCGCCGCCGCCGCGAGAGGUGCGGCGGAUCGGCGGAGGAGGGAGAUUCCGACGAGGAGGAGGAGGAGGAGCGAGGCGCUUCCAUGGCGUGGAUGGUGGCUUUGGCCAUUCCCCUGGGGAUUGCUGGCAUAGGAUUCGCUUUGGCUUGUAGAUAUCUAAUUUAA
Eucalyptus grandis is the source of this 594-nucleotide messenger RNA. RefSeq lists its product as uncharacterized. The transcript has a single exon. The record is from RefSeq and is a predicted model, not a curated record. NCBI's taxonomy places the organism in Eukaryota, Viridiplantae, Streptophyta, Magnoliopsida, Myrtales, Myrtaceae. The coding region runs from base 1 to 594 and encodes 197 amino acids.